AUGCUCUCUACACCAAUCUUCGAUGGUAUCGAUUAUGACAAAGUUUAUGAGCCAUCAGAAGACUCAUUCUAUCUUUUAGAUUGCUUUGAGGAUCAGCAGACGUACCUUCUGUCGAAAUAUGGUAAUCGUGUUCCAUUGGUGCUCGAGAUUGGUACAGGAUCGGGCAUCGUGACUACAUUCAUGCUUCAGCAUAUCCUUCCGCAAGCGUUAUACUUGGCAUCGGAUAUCAAUCCCAGUGCAUGUAUAACUGCACGCAAUACAAUAAGGCAGAAUUGUUCUGAACGAGCGAAUUUUGUAGAUAUUCUAAGAAUGGAUCUUGCAUCUUCCUUACGCACAAACAUUGUGGACGUGUUAGUGUUUAAUCCUCCUUAUGUACCAGCCGAGGAAAUGCCAAUACCACCAGCAAACGACGAGGAAGGUGAACUGUGGUUGGACUUAGCGUUGCUAGGCGGAAAAGAUGGAAUGGUAACUACAUGGAAAGUCUUGAAUCUGUUACAAGAAAUCCUAGCGUCUGAUGGAAUUGCAUACAUUUUAUUUUGUGCCAGAAACAGACCCGACGAAGUUGCAGAGAUUAUGAGGAAUAGAGGAUGGUCUGUAGACGUUAUUAUUAAUAAAAAAGCAGGCUGGGAAGUGCUAAGUAUCUUGCGCUUCACUAAAGCUUAG
Lodderomyces elongisporus is the source of this 663-nucleotide messenger RNA. It is a transcript of the gene MTQ2, whose product is annotated as S-adenosylmethionine-dependent methyltransferase. The transcript has a single exon. The coding region runs from base 1 to 663 and encodes 220 amino acids. Gene Ontology annotation, cellular component: eRF1 methyltransferase complex. NCBI's taxonomy places the organism in Eukaryota, Fungi, Ascomycota, Pichiomycetes, Serinales, Debaryomycetaceae. Gene Ontology annotation, molecular function: nucleic acid binding; S-adenosylmethionine-dependent methyltransferase activity; protein methyltransferase activity. Gene Ontology annotation, biological process: methylation. The record is from RefSeq and is a predicted model, not a curated record.